Molecule: messenger RNA, 13925 nt
Organism: Limulus polyphemus (Atlantic horseshoe crab)
Lineage: Eukaryota; Metazoa; Arthropoda; Merostomata; Xiphosura; Limulidae
Product: nesprin-2-like
Exons: 45
Coding region: 101-12733 (4210 amino acids)
Biological process (GO): nuclear migration
Cellular component (GO): meiotic nuclear membrane microtubule tethering complex; cytoplasm; nuclear outer membrane
Molecular function (GO): actin filament binding
Source: RefSeq, a predicted model, not a curated record
AGAGGCUAUUGAAGAAAGACUUCAAGACAUACAACAGGAGAAGGAACUUCGACAGCAGUUGGAGGGAAAGAUCAAUAAUAUUCUUAGUGAAGUUAAAUCCAUGGAAGAAGAGGUGUCAGAACUAGACUGUUAUGAUACAGAUGUGGAAGGUGUUGAAAAGACAAUCACACACAUGAAAGAACACAUAUCUGACUUGAACAGCCAAGUAAAGUCUGUGGCUCAAGACGCCAGCAAUCGCUACCAACAGCAACACAGAAGUAUUCCUGAAGUAAUUCAGAAAGCCUUGGAAUCUUUGGAGCUGCUAUCUGAAACAGUCUCUGUUGCUAUGGAAGAUAAGGAACGAGAGUUCAAGCGUGCAAGAACUGCCCGAUGGGAAUACAUGCAAGGAGUUGAGAAUAUUGUUGCUUGGCUUCAGAAAGCCCAGGAAAAACUAGAAGAUAAGUCUAAAUGUCCACAAGAAGCAAAAGAAACACUUAUGCCUAUUUUGUCUGAAGUUCCUUCUGUUAAAGACAACAUGGAGAAAGUAAGUCGGAAUGGUAACAUCAUCAUAGAAAAUUCCCAAAAUGUAGAGGAAACAUCAAGGUUAAAAGGUACAAUCACUUCACUCAGGGAGCAGCUUAUCCAAGUUGAAGCUUGGAUUGGAGAACGGCGUCAGGAAAUAGAGGAUGCUUUGUUGUCAUGGCAGCAGUUUUCCAAGAUCAACACUUUGUUGAAAGAAUGGUUGGUUAAGGUUGAAAACAUCUUAGGGAAGGAAGUGGAACUAUCAUCUCUGCCUGAAACCAGACAACGACUAUCUGAACUACAGAUUCUUAUAAGAGAGACACCACAGGCUCAGCGCCACCUUACCGACAUGAGUAAGUAUCUUGGAAAGAUUGGACAGGUCUGCAGUGUUGGCAAUCUAGCUGACCAACUUGAGGCCAUCGAACAAGAAGAGAGUAUUACAGAGAACCGAUUACAAGAAGAAGUGGCUUUCCUACAGGAGAUGGUCGAGGAGUGGGAACAGUGUGAUCGCAAGUUAAAAGAGGUUGCUGGUUGGUUAGAAAAAACAAAGAAUAACCUGGAAUCUCCUCAUCAGAAAAGGAAAAGUUUUCAUGAUCAGUUGGCAGCAAGAGAGAAACUCCUUGCUGACAUAACAAUCCAGAAAACUAAAGUUAAGAUGGCUGUUGAAAAACUUCUGGUCCACUUCAGAACUAGAUCGUCUACUCAAAAUCAAAUGGCUUUAAGAGGGGACCAACUGCAAACCGAGCUUGACAAGUUACACAGUAUUGUAGAAGAUCAGAGUAAAACACUGUCUGCUUGCCUUGCUCAAGAAGAACAGUUCCAACAAGAAAUACAACAGCUGCGCCAUCUGGUGUCACAAAGUGAACAUCAGCUGAAGUUGGCAGGUAGUCCAACCUUCUCAACACAAGAACGAAAGAAACAAGCAGCUUUUCAAAAUAUUGAUCAAGAUGUACUAGACACCUCCCAGACCAGUGAAGGAACUCCUGUUUCCAAACAAACUUCUUCUAUGGUUAUUAAGUCACAAAAUGUGAUAAGCAGUUCAACAGUUGUUUCAGUUGUAAAGAAAACCAGGAUUAUUUCAGAUGGAAAAACAACAAAAGUAUUUGAAGAAGAAGAAUAUCCUGACAUAGAACCUUCUAGUUUUGUGAGAGGCAUUGAAGAUAGUGAAAUUAAUCACACUGCCAUUGAAAGGAAGGGAGCAAGUAAUUUUCAACAGGUUUCAACCAGUUACCAAACUACUGGUUCUGGUGUUUUUCAUCCUUCCAGUAGUUACCUCAAGUCUCAAGCCACAACAAACCAACAAGUUAAAGCUACUGCUACCAGUUUUUCUGCUUCCUACCAACAACAGUCCCAUCAUGUAUUAUCAAGCCAAGAAUUGGCAAUUUUAGGUAAUGAUAAUGAAGAGCCUCGAGUGGUAAGUUCUAGGUCAGCUUCCUCUAGAGCUCAGGUGCAAGUUACUACACAUACUUCAGCAUCUAAAAGAACUCAAAGAUAUGAUCCAACAAGUAUUGUUAGCUAUCCUGAUGAAGAACCCGAAGAUCACCAGACACCAUCUGAUUCUGAAGGCUGGGUUAGAAUCAAGGAAAUGAUGGAAGAUGUCGGUGAUGAACUAUCUUGCAAAAAUGUAAAAGACACUGAAGAAUAUAAGUUGUAUCAAGAUGAUAUCAAGGAACCAAAUUCUUCAAAACUUGAGUACAACACCCAGCUACAAGAGUCACAGGAUUCUGAGGAGGAGGUCUUUUCCAGUAAACGUUACCAAAUCCCUCAAGAGCUCAAUUGGGCUCUUUGCUCUGAAACAACCACCCACACAUCCUCUCAAGUUCUGCUACCAAAAGAGUGUAUUUCAUUUAUUGAAGAUCCCUUCAAACACACAGUGGAAAUUUGUGCAGCUGUUGUGAAAGGUCCAGAAGAAGCUAAUUGCAUUGUAUCCUCAAGAACAGAAAAUCUUUUGGAGCUUCCAAUGCAAAAUUCUCUUGAAAAAGAAGCUGAAACCGAAGAAGAUAAUAUACUUUUACAAAUAGGACAAUCUGGUUCCAAUAAAGAGUUACAAGCAAUUAGAACUGAAAUUGAUAAAGAUGUUUCAAAAGGUGAAGAUUUUAAAACGUGUGUGUUUACUGAGGUUGAAGAACCAAUUGAAUAUUCUAGUGCUGAUUUCACAACUACUGAUGAACUUCUCAGCAAUCAAUGUGAAAAAAUGUCUAAGUUAGAUAAUUUUCAAAAAGUUGAAAUUAGGGAGAAAGUUGAUGAGCAUGAGAAAAUAGAUCUACAUUCAUCACAACCCCAGAAGAAAGAUAAUGUUACUGAUGAUGACAUGGGAGAAGUUAAACCAGAAAUCAGCCCUGUCUUUGAGGAUACAACCAUGAAGGAAGCAACUCAGACAUGGGAGGAAUCAUCAGAAGACUUUGAAACUGAGAUUUUAAAAAAGGAACAUUUGGAAAUGGUCCAAGGUAUAGCAGAAACAAAUUGUGAGCUGGAGACUAAAGAAACUAGUGAGCUCUCAGCUGCCCAUGUGACAAGUGAAGAAGAGGUUUUUGAACAUUCAGUAACACAAGAGGAACAACUUAUCCCUGUGAAUGUAAAUGAUAUUCCAAUUAAAGUAGAAUCAAUCACAAAGCCUAUAACUGUAGAUGCUGAUGAUGUCAAUUUCUUAAAACAUUCUAUAAUAAUUAAAGAAGAGACAACUGAUAAUUCUAAAACUCCACCAGAGAAGAAGAGUAUCCAGAAACUGGAAGACUUUUCCCAAGAUGUGGAAAAACCACUGAAACUGGAAACCAAUUAUCCUGGCCAACAUCCAGAUAAAAACAUUCCUCUGGCCGUUAAACCUUCAGAAAAAGUAUUUACUCAAAUAACAACAAACAUGGAGAAGGUUCAAAACCUGAGUGAAGGCCUUGAAAAAUAUUUAUCUGAAACUGUUCCUGUAGUAAAAUGUGGUAGAAGUGCUGUACCAGUUUCAUCUGUAGAAGAACAGAAGGAAACAGACUUUAGUGAAAAUAUCAUUGUUGAGACCGAGGAACAGCCAGAACAAGAUGUAUCAUCUGAAAUUUUGUUUGACAAGGAUGUUGAGACAAUUUCUUCAUUUGAAAGACAGAAACAAACAGUCUUGAUAGAGGAUGCUACUAAAGUGUCAGGGGAACAGCUAGAUCAACAUAUUCCACAUGAAUCUGUGUCUGACAAGGAGGUAGUAACAGUUUCUUCAGUUGAAAGAGAGAAAGAAACAAGAUUGGUAGAUGAUGUUACUACAGAGCCUGAGAAACAUGUUGCACAUGGGACUGUAUUUGACAAGGAGGUAGUAACAAUUUCCUCAGUUGAAAUUGAGAAAGAAGCAAGAUUCAUAAAUGAUGUUACUACUAGGCCUGUGGAACAGCUAGAUGGACAUGUUCCACAUGAGACUGAGUCUGGCAAGGAUGUAGUAACAGUUUCUUUAGUUGAAAUAGAGAAAGAAACAAGAUUGGUAGAUGAUGUUACUACUGGGCCUGAGGAACAGCUAGAUGGACAUGUUCCACAUGAGACUGAGUCUGGCAAGGAUGUAGUAACAGUUUCUUUAGUUGAAAUAGAGAAAGAAACAAGAUUGGUAGAUGAUGUUACUACUGGGCCUGAGGAACAACUAGAUCAACAUAUUUCACAUGAGACUGUGACUGGCAAGGAUGUAGUAACAGUUUCUUCAAUUGAAAUUGAGAAAGAAACAAGAUUCAUAGAUGAUGUUACUACUAGACCUGAGGAACAACUAGAUCAAAGUAUUACACAUGAGACUGUGUCUGGCAGAGAUGUAGUAACAGUUUCUUUAGUUGAAGGAGAGAAAGAAACAAGAUUGGUAGAUGAUGUUACUACUAUGCCUGAGGAACAACUAGAUCAAAGUAUUACACAUGAGACUGUGUCUGGCAGAGAUGUAGUAACAGUUUCUUUAGUUGAAGGAGAGAAAGAAACAAGAUUGGUAGAUGAUGUUACUACUAGGCCUGAGGAACAGCAAGAUGGAAAUGUUCCACAUGAGACUGUGUCUCACAAGGAUGUAGUAACAGUUUCUUCAAUUGAAAGAGAGAAAGAAACGGACUUGGUAGAUGACGCUACUACUGAGCCUGAGAAACAUAUUUCACAUGAGACUGUGUCUGGCAAGGAUGUAGUAACAGUUUCUUCAGUUGAAAGAGAGAAAGAAACAAGAUUGGUAGAUGAUGCUACUACAGAGCCUGAGAAACAUGUUUCAUAUGAGACUGUAUUUGACAAGGAGGUAGUAACAAUUUCCUCAGUUGAAAUUGAGAAAGAAGCAAGAUUUAUAGAUGAUGUUACUACUAGGCCUGAAGAAGAACUAGAUCAACAUAUUUCACAUGAGACUGUGUCUGGCAAGAAUGUGGUAACAGUUUCUUCAACUGAAAGAGAGAAAGAAACAGACUUAGUAGAGGAUGUUAGUAAAGAACCUAAGGAACAGCUAGAUCAACAUGUUCUACCUGGAGCUGACUCUAAUAAUAUUACAUUGUCUUCGUUAAGUAUGGUUAAAACAGUUGAAGAAAGAAUGUUACAAGUAGUCAGACAAUUGAAAGAACCACAUGGAGUCCUUAACAUGGAUAUUUUAAAGGAGUUAAAGGAAGAAACAGAAGAACUAAAAGCUGUGCUACAAUCUGAGAUUAAAAUUCUGACAGGCAGUUCAAAGAAAGAAUUUCAGUUGACCAAUGAGUUUGAAAUGUUGCAACAUCAACUUGAUAUUCUGACAACAGAUAUUUUGUGUAAAGAGAAUGAUCUGAAGGUGAAAGAAAUUACAGAGAAGAAGUCAAUCACCACAAAAUGCCAAAUGGAGGAAAUAACUUACUUUCUAAAAAAAAUCCAAACCUUUCUAUCUGUUUAUAUAAGCCAUCAAUCAUCAACGGGUUUUCUGCAGAAGCAACAAGAGAAAUUAAAGUAUUUAAAAUCUGAGCUGAAGUCAAGACAAGAAGACUUAGAUAAACUAAUUGAAGAAUGUGAGAAACUGUCUCAGACAUCAGACACUGAAAGCAUACUGGACAUGAGACUGCAUAUGGAGGAACUAAGCACAGCUCUGGAGGGGAAGGAACGCACCAUUGUCAUUGCUUUAGAGGAGAGCAGAACUAGGGAAGAAACUCUGAAAGGAAAUGAAGUUUCAAUGGAGUUAGAACGAAGUAUGAAAAUGCAGGAAGAGAUUUUGGUUAACUUACAGUGUUUGUCUCAGUUAUAUGAGCAACAAGGUCAACAGGAAGUUACAUCAAAACCAGAAGAAAAUGUAACAUUACGAAUACACAAAUAUUAUCAGAAGAUUCAGAAAUAUGCAACAACAUCUAAGUCUUAUCCAUCAAGCUUGAAACAAAUCUCUAUGUGGCCAGUAGCUGAGUUACCUAACAGUGAGACAUUGUCAUCAGAAGUAGACAACAACCUAACUGCACUACGAUCUUCAGUGGUAACUCGGAAUCAGGAUCAAAUUGAGUUACAGUAUGUGAUUGUAGUGGAAACCAUCAUCCGCUGGUUAGAAAUUGUAGAACACAAAGUAAUCCUAGCAAGAUCAUCUCGUACAGAUAGGCAGUAUGAGGUACAACAGGUUAUUGAUGGUGACCUACAGGAAUUGCAGUUGUACAUUCUGCAGUUAGCAGAGACAAGUCAGCCUCUAUGUAACUGUCUUUCUGAUCAAGCUUUAUCUAGAGUAAUUGGUGCUCUAAAUUCUGUUCAACAAGGAUUCCAGGAUGUAGAGACAUUUGUACAGGCUUCAUUGACUACCACCAUAAAGGAAGAAGAGAAUGUAGCUACGCUGAAAAAUGAAAUGCAGACAUUAACCCAAGCUAUUGAUGCUGCUAAGCAACAUGUUCAUAAUGUUGAUGAGCUUAAAGAAGGGAGUGAUGAUCUCUCGGAUCAUUUGGAGAAUCUAGCAUCACAGCACUCUUUACACCAACAUCAGUUAAGGAAUUUAGAAAAAUUGGUUCUCGAAAGUGGAGCCUGUAAACCUUCAGAGGUAGAAAACCUAAAGGAAGAACUGCAGAACCUGCAGGUGCAGAUAACCCAUAAAGUUAAAAAGACCAAAUGUAGAAGACAACUAGUUAAACAAAUCAAACGUCAAUUACAUUUUCUGGAGCAGCAAGUUAAGCUUGGCAACAUACGACUUGAAAGUCUAACAUUUGUCAAAACUGUUACUGAACUUCAAGAUGAACUAAAACACCACAAGGCUUUCUUCAGGCAAGUCCAUCUCCUACUGAGUACUGUUGAAUUUAUGUUUGACCAUCUUGACAGUUCCCUUCAGAACAGGAUUUUAUCACUUUACAAAGCAGUCACUGGACAUGCAAAACAAGUGUUAGAGAAAGCAACAGAGCAUGGACAUUCCUUGGAAAAAGCAGUAAUUGGUUGGCAGCAGUUGCAGCCUUUACUACAUUCCAACUCUCAGUGGCUGAUGGCCAAGAUAAAGAAUGUGAAAGAACUGCCUUGUUUCAGUGAACAUAAUGUGGAGAAGUUGAUUUCUACAUUUAAGAACCUCCAGUGUGACAUACGAGACCGCCAACCCCAGAUAGCUUACAUCAACAGACUAAGCCAAGGGCUGAAAGGGGUAAGAUGUUCCUCACUAAACCUUGAGGUUCACAAGUGCACUUUGGACUGGAAGGAGCUAGUAAAGGAUGUCAUAUCUCAGCUAGAGAAGCUGCAAAACUACCAUAUGACCUGGCAGAAUUUUCAGGAAGACAUCAAACAGUUAAAGACUUGGAUAGAAGAGGCAGAACAUUACUUGUUUCAGAUACAAAAGAAAAGUGAUGCUGAGACAGACUUGACCAUGGAAAUGAAACAUUUAGGUGACAUAGCUAAAAUCAAGUCAAACUUCAAGAUCAAGGAAGUUAAACAAGAGGAUAUGAAAAAAGUCCUUCAGCAAACUUUGAAAUUACCUGAGAAACACCUGAAACAACUCAAUUGCAGCUGGGAAACUUUAAAGAUAUCUACUUAUGACUUGGAAUCUCAAGUAUGUCAGCAGGUGAUGCAGCGACCAUUCCAUGAAAUCUUUGUGGAACUUAGGAGCUGGUUAGAGAAUAUAGCUACUGUAGUGCUACAGAAAGAGAUGUUGGAAGACAUGAGAUCCUUUCAUGACAUUGAGCUAUUGCUAUCACAGUACCAGGUUAUAAAGAUGGAACUUGAGGCUAGAAAUGAAAUUUUCAUGACAGCACUUGCAGCUGAGAUAAGGGAAGAUGAACCAGAAGAUUAUCAGGUGGAGACUGAGGCAGAAGAGAUAGGUCACAUGAGAAAUAUAUGGGCAUGUGUUACAUCAGAAGUAAACUUCAGGCUAACUGUCUUGGAAGACUUAGUGACACAGUGGACACAGUUUGAAAAACUUGCAGAAGAUCUCUCUGUCUGGCUUCAAAAACACUGCAGGGAUAUCAAGGAGAUUUUGACUCAUUCUAUUAGGCAACAUCACCAAGUAGUAAUGGAAGCCCUAGACACUGUAAAGGAAAUUUCCAACCAGUUGAAAACAAAGAACACAGAAGUUAUUGAACAGCUGGGUAACAGCCUAAAAGAAGCAUUAACUACAAAAGAGACAAAAGCACAUGUUGAUGGAACACAGAUCUAUUUACAGCAAUUGCAACACAACUUGGAGGAGUUAAUUCUGAAGGCUGACAAAGAACUAAACAAAAGGCUUGACCAAUGGAACAACUAUCAACAAGCUUUAACACUAGCCAAUGAUCUGCUUCUAGAAACUGAUUACAAACUGAUGCUGUGUAAAAAUCCUGUGCAGGACAUUGGUCAGUGCAGGGGCCAGCUAAGGAUGUUAGAGUCUCUUCUGGAGGUAUUACUAGAAAGACAAAACCUAAUAAGUAACCUCAAGAUCAUUUCAAGUGUACUAAUGGAUGAGGUUGAAGCUGGAGUUCAUAUAGACCUGAAUAGUACACUAGAUCAAGUCCAAGAAAGGUGGAAAACUAUUAAGGAGUUGGUGAGUGACCUUCUUCAGGAUCAUAAGGAUGUUUGGAUGUUGUGGGAUCAGUUUUAUAACAACUUUGAAUACAUUACCAGUUGGUCAUCUGAAACUGAGGUCCAGCUCUUUAGAAUUUUUGUGAUUUCUACUGUAAGGUUUGAUGAAGCAGCCAUCCAGCAAAUGGUUGAUGAUAUGAAGUGUAAAGAAGAAGAUUUGGGUGAACUAGAUAGACUAUGUUCUGAGCUAUCUCAGUCCUUCUUGGUAGGUCCAAAGGCUCGGUGUGCUCUCAAAAAGAAAUUACAAGAAACCAAGGAUCAUAUCCAGCAGAUGAUUACAACGUUGUCUCAACAUCAGCAUGACAUAAGUGAAGAACACUCAAAAUGGGACAGUAUCAAUACUACAAUAGGAAAUGUCAUUGCAUUUCUUAAUGAUGUUGAACAGUUUUUGAAGGAGAAAGAGAGUGAAGUUAAUGCCCCUGAUGUUCAACAAGUUAUUCAAGAAACUCAGCAUCACAUGAACCAAAUGCCAUUACACAAAAUCUCUCUUCUUACAUUGCAAGAUUCCCUGCUGAAAGAUUUUGAUGCUAGUUCGACAUUUGUGCAUGAGGUUUCAGUUUUGUUGAAUCGUUGGCAGAGUCUGUGUUCUCAGUUAUUAAACUUCCUUCAUCACCUACAAAGAAAACAGUGUAAAACCCAGAACUUUCCAAAAAAAGCUCAGAAUAUUUUUAACCUGUUACACAAGAUUCAGAGUCAACUAAACCUGGAAACUCCAUCUCAUCCCAAGGUGGAAUCUCUUGUUCAGUUAGAGAUCCUGGAGCUAGAAGCUUUAGAAAAUAAACCAUUGAUAGAAUCACUAAUUGAAGAAGGGACUGCUCUGGUUGAUGACAUUCCUGAGGAAACUGUUCAGAGCUCUGUCAUUACUCAACUACAAGAACAAUGGGUGCUUGUAACCCAUUUGCUUAGAGAGAGAAUAGAUAUACUUACCACUGUAACCAAAAGAUGGCAGCUUUAUCGACACCAACUUUGUGAGGUGCAACAAAUAGCUAGAGAAAUAGAACAAAAAGAUUUGGAAAAUAACACUGUCUUUGUGAGAGAUUUGGACAACUUACAAGCGAAUAUAACAUCACAACAGGCUGUUAUAGAUGAACUUACUAAAGCUAAGAAUUCCCUGACUGAGUUGAAACAAACCAGAGAUUUACUUCAAAGUGUGAUUGAUGAAGCAGAAGCUUGUAUAGUUGAAGAUGAAAUCUUAGCUGCAGAGAACCAGAUCCACACUCUUCAGUUUAAGCUAACUGAACAAUAUACUAGGCUUCAGAGCUUGCAUGAGAAGUGGGAGGAGCUCCAACAGAUUCUUCUUGAGAUCAGAAAAAAAUUGGAUUCUGGACAAAAAGCUGCUGUUGAGCAUUUACCUCAAAGUCAACAGGAACUGUAUGCCAAGAUACAGGAAGUUAAGAACCUCCAAGACCAUCUGUACACAGUGUGUGACACCCUAGAUACUGUGGAGAGAGAAGUGGCCAAUCUGCAGGAUACCUGGGACCUACCAGAGGUUGGAGGAGUUACAGGUGAAGUUGCCUUACUGAGAAGAACUUGGGAAACUGUAAUUGUGCUGCUUGUAAUCAAAAUGGAACUUAUCAGUGAAAAACUGCAUCAUUUACAUCAGUUUGAUGAAGAGGCUGAAAAGCUUCUAUCUUGGGCUCAGUCAUUUACCAUAAGAAUUGAAGAAGAAAAAAAUUUAAAUGUUGAAGAUGAAGUCCCACUUCUCGAAACUGAACUAGCCAGUCAGAAGGAUCUCCUUCUGAAGACAACAGAACUGGGUGAAAAACUGGUGGAAGAUUGUGAUGAUGUAAACGUCCAGAGAAAGCUAGAAGAAAUUAAGAGAGUAUGGGAAACUGUUAACAAACUAUGGGCCCAGAGACAAGAGAAGCUGAAGUCUUUUCUUCUGCAGUGGAAACAGCUGGAACAGGACACAAUCAGUUUUGAUAAAUGGUUGAACGACAUUGAAUACCAACUGUCAAAAUCAGUUGUAUAUCAGGAAGUUUCUGAAAAGGAAAUCAACAGACAGCAAACAGUUUUAGAAGAUCUACAGCAAGACAUAGAAAACCAUGCUAAUAACAUCUUAGAUAUGAUAUCUACCUGUGAUGCACUCAUCAGUGAGUGUGAAUCAAUACUUUCUCCAUCCAAGAAGGAUAAUCUCUUGAAGAGUGUUAAGAGUCUGGAGAACAGAUGGAAGCAAGCAACAAACCUAGCUGCCAACAAAAAAUCCAGCAUCCAAGAAACGUGGAGUUUGUGGGAGAAGUUUUUGAAUGAUUUUAGUGAUUUGGAAACAUGGAUGUUGAGUAGCGAAAGGUCAGCCCGUUAUCCGAAAUCUGAUGCUUCAUUGUACAAUGUACCUGUUAUUCAAGAGGAAACAAAACAAUAUGAGAUACUACAACAAUCUAUAAGAGUGAAUGUUACCCGUCUUCAGUUAGUGAAUAGACAGUACCGUCGUCUAGCAAGAGAAAGUCGAACAGAUUCGGGCAACUUCCUCAAGAAUAAGGUAAAUGACAUCAACCAGCGAUGGGAUACACUCUACAGAAGAGUGGUUUGUAUCAUUCGUCGUCUUCGGCACACGUUACUUAUCUGGGACGAUUUUCAUGCACUGCAAGAAGCUUUACGCUUGUGGCUAACAGAGGUCGAUCUUCAACUGACAGAAGUGGAGCACUUCUCUGAAGAGAAGGCCAUCUCAGAGAAGAUAAAAAUAAUUGAAGAGUACAUUAAAGCAUUCCAAGAUCAUGAGGAGGACCUUGUGCAUCUGGAAAACAUGACAGUUUACAUCCAAAAGAGAAGUGAAGGUUCUGAUGCAAGCAAAGCAGAAGAAGAAUCCCAGGAGGUGAUACAGUACUGGAGAAGUAUACAGGGCAGGAUUCAACGUUACAGCUUAAGAUUACAGCAUGUCCAAAUGUGUGAAUCAGAGUAUUCUGUUGAUAAAACUGAAAAGUUAGAAGAUUUUCUUCAGUCAUCCCUUGAAGACACCGAUAAAUCAGGAUCAUCAGUCAACAAACGUUUGGCACCACCAGAGGGAGUUGAUGCAAACAGUGAAUAUCAGCUUGAAUUGAAAAGUGCUCUUACUGAAGCUAGGGAAAGGUUAACUGAGGCGGAAUGUGCAGUAUACAGAGAGACAUGUGAGAGCUUAGGAACUGAAGUUAGUCCUCAGACUGAUUCGAGAUUGAUUGCUGCCUGCCGAUCAAGCAUUGAUGUUUUAACUUAUCUGACAGAACAAGCAGAAUAUGAUACAUUACUGUACAAUCUGACUAGUGAAAUGCAGCAUUGUGCCAAAGAAGAAUUCCAGAGAUGGGAAACCUUACGAACAUUUUAUUUAGGCAGAGACCAUCAACAACAGCAAGAAAGGAACCAGUUUUUGUCUGAUUUAACACUUCUAGAAUGGUGGGUAGAGCAGGCAGAAAACCAGCAACAUUCCUGGAAAACAACAAAAGAAGGUUCCAUGGAUUUAGUACAACUAACACUUAUCUUAAAGGAUUUCCAGGAAGAUCUAAGAUAUCACACAGGUGUAUUUUCAUCCUGGAAAACAAAGGAACAGAAACUUGUAUCAUGUGGAAACCAGGAGGAGCAGAAACAACUUAAACAACGACUUGAGUCUCUCCAUUGCCAUUGGGAAAACGUGUGCUUGAUAGCAUUGCAGCAUUUUAAUGAAUUACAAGAAGCUGGACUUAAUAAAAACAGUGAACUCCUCAUGUGGUUAAGGGAAACUGAAGAGCAGUUUUCUGAAAUGGAACUAGAUGAGACAACUACAGACAAAGAUGUCAUUUCAAUCAACUACAAUAAACUUUUGGAAAUCAAGCACGAAAUCGAGUGUUGGGAACCUGUUCUAAAAGAACUGCAGCAGUCUGCACUGAUGUUAUCUUCGGAACCUUUUACUUCGAGAGGUGAAGAACAGCUUUCUGCGGCGAGUGUGAUGUGUGAAAACCAAGAUUUAAGUCACCAGGUUGAGGCAACCUCUGAAAGAUUCACUAACCUACAACACAAGUGUGGCAUCCAUGUGGAUCUCUUGAAAUGUGUUCAAGAUGAAGAGAUUCCUACCACUGGAGAUGCUAUAGUUGAAGGGGCCAGCUUAUGGGAUGCUGAUAAAGAAGUGGAGGAAGAAAGAAGAGAACAGCCAACUACAGUGAAUAGUUACUACCAGUAUUUGGCUCGAGUAGUGAGGACAUCCCUACCGUUCCAAGCACUGAUGUUGCUCCUACUAGGAGUAGCCAGCCUUCUGCCUGUUUCAGAAGAUGAUUUUAGCUGUGUUCUGACAAACAACUUUGCACGAUCUUUGGACCCAAUGCUACGCUAUCCAAAUGGACCACCUCCAAUUUGAAAAUUUUGAAGUUUUUGUGAAAUUAUUUGUGCGACUGUGAUUAGUAUAUGAGAAUUUUACCAGCAAUUUUAAAUUGAAUAAUGUGGUUCUAUGUGAAUGGUGUUGGAUGCCUGGUGAACGUUUACAUAUACUAAUCACAGCUCUAUUGUGAUUCAUAAUCUGUUAAUUUUUUUUGUGAAAGUUUAGUGGGCAGAUUGGAUUUGAAUACACAAAUCUAUGUCUGUCAACUCACCAAUGAUGGCAUUCGUCCAAAUUCGCCAGACAUUCACACCUUGAAAUGUUUGUUCUUUUUGUGAAGAGGUAUGAAUGUCUGUACUUCGAACGUGUGCAGUCCGUUAAAUUGUGGAUGUUCCACUGGUAGUAGACCUGAACUUUUGUUCUACUAGUCUGACACAGACUGCACACGGUAACGAAAAACCGUUGCUUCAAUUUUUCCGAAUUUUUGACCGAGCUUAGUCUAACCCUUAGUAUAACUUUUAAGUGGUUAAGACUUUUUUUUUUCAUUUGAAGGGAAACACCAUUGGUUACUUGUUACAAUUUAUCCAGCGUAAGCUGUGAUGUGUUCAAGAUGUUUUUAUGCAAAACAUAUUACCUGGUUAUAAAUUAAAACUUUUAUGUCAAAGAAAAGAAUUUUCAGUCUUGUGUCUGGAACAUGAGACCGCUGCUUGAAUUAGAAACAUUGUCCAAGGUGCUAAGAGUGUGCCAUGUUUUGUAUAUUCUGUAGUUGCUCUCACAAUAUUGUACAAGUUAAAGAAGAUGAAUUAGAUUUUAUUUGUUUUGAAGUUGAAAGGUGAUGUGAGUGUGAUCUCCAAUAAUGUGAGUUUAGAGAAAGUUGUGUGUGUUUUAGUUUAGAACUGCUAAGAAUCUGGUUGAUUAGCUCUGAUUUUUUUUUUUUUUUUACAUGAUAAUGCAUGUAUUUGUCCCUUCACUCUGAAUCAUGGCUUCAUAUACAGAGUAAGAAUCCCAAACUGUAAACGUAAAACUGAUAAUCCUAUCUUCAGGGAAGUUUUCAGGUGCCUAUGCCAAAACUAAUAACAGUUUCUUCAACUAAUUUUAGACUUUUACAGAAAAUAUUGUUUAUAUAUGCAGGGCAGUUCCCGCUCUUUAGCUGUGGUUUUAACCCUAAAAUUUUAACCAUAAAUAUGAAAAAAAUUAGAUGUUUUAGAGUGAAUAAAGCAGUUAUUUAUCUUUA